AUGCUGCAGAGAGCUGCGAGUAACGCGUAGUCAUGGUGGUGGGCGAGUCAUAUUCGUACCAAACAAUCUAAAUGGCUCGAACAAAACCUUCAAGAUAUUGAAGAGAAGGUGCAAUACGUGUUGAAGCUACUACAAGAAGACGGAGACUCAUUCGCCAAGCGCGCGAGACCAGAACUCAUAACCUUCGUCGAAGAAACUUUCAGAGGUUUAGGCGAGCGUUACGACCACAUCUCCACAGAGCUUCAAAACGCCAACACCACCAUCGCCUCUGUCUUCCCUGACCAAGUCCCAAACUUCGCAAUCCACGACGAUGGCGAUCCAAAAUUCGUUAAAAGACAGAUCCCUGACAAAGACUUGAAGGCUACCAAGAAGCUUCAGCCGAGGAAGUCCACAGGUGGUGCUACCAAAGUGGUCGUCAAGAUCUCUGGUUUGAGCAACUCCGAGGCUAAAGAAGAGAUUGACAAGCUGCAGACGGAGAUGGAGUUUGUGAAGAGCGUCAAGGAGAAGCAAGAGAGGAACUGCUGUUUGCAAGACGAGUUCGGGGAGGGGGUUUCGAUUUCGAUCGAAGACGAGGAAGCGAGGAGGCUGAUGACCGAGACAGCGAUCAAGUCGUGUAGGGAGAAGCUGGCGGAGCUGCGGGAGAGGCAGGAGAAGUCUUGCGGAGAAGCUGGAGAGGAGCGCGCGAAGAUUGAGGAGUCUAGAGAGAGGCUUAGGUCGAUGGCGAGUCGGCUUCAUGAGUUUCUGAAGAAACCAUCACUCUUAAGUAAAAGACCACAACAUGUUGUGGAAUCUACUGAAAAAGUAGAUUCUGAGAAGAAAGAGUCAGUGCUUCUUGAUAAUGUUUUGGAGAAGCAAACGUCUUCUAAAGAAUCUGAUAUCACUUUCAAUAGCGAACAGAAAGAAGGUGAACCGGACUGGAAAGAGAUGUUCACCAAGGGAAUGGAGAACAGAGAGAAGCAUUUGCUUACCGAGAACACAACCAUUCUAAGGAGCUACAAGGACGUGAAGAAAGAUUUGGACGAAACGAAAACAAACAACGCCACAAAAGACGACGAAGAGAAAAUGAGCCUCCUCCUGCUGCAGAAGGAUCUUUCUAAUACCAACGACUUGACUGAAACCGAUGACUAUUCAAUCCCAAACACCUGCGAGGAACAGUUCAGGCUGAACAUCAACGAGCUACUAGAGGAGAAUCUUGACUUCUGGCUACGUUUCAGCACGGCGUUCGGGCAGAUACAAAGCUACGACACGUCAAUAGAAGAUCUCCAAGGCGAGAUAUCGAAGCUGGACGGAAGCAUCACGGCUGUGAGAUCAGACGUUAGACCGCUUUACCUCCACUUACGGGAGAUAAACACAGACCUCGGCCUCUGGCUUGAGAAAAGCGCGGCGCUGAAAGAGGAGCUGAAAGCGAGGUUCGAGUCUCUAUGUAACAUUCAGGAAGAGAUCACUAAAGCACUGAAGUCGAGCGCCGAGGACGACGACUUCAGGUUCACGAGCUACCAGGCUGCAAAGUUUCAAGGAGAGGUGUUGAACAUGAAGCAGGAGAACAACAAGGUGGCUGACGAGCUGCAGGCGGGGCUGGAUCGCAUCACGGCGCUUCAGAUGGAGGUUGGCAGGAUUCUAGGGAAGGUGAACGACGAGUUUGAUCUUUCGGGUUCGAAGAAAGGAUCAGAUCCUGGUGGUCUCCGGCAUUCGGACAGUCGCUCGAGGGUGCCAUUGAGGUCGUUUAUAUUUGGCUCUAAGCAGAAGAGAGCUAAGCCGUCUAUAUUCUCGUGCAUGCAUCCCUCACUGUAUGGAAAGAUGAAGGCUUCUACAUAG
Messenger RNA from Brassica oleracea var. oleracea, 1815 nucleotides. RefSeq names its product protein NETWORKED 2D. Gene Ontology annotation, molecular function: actin binding. The record is from RefSeq and is a predicted model, not a curated record. NCBI's taxonomy places the organism in Eukaryota, Viridiplantae, Streptophyta, Magnoliopsida, Brassicales, Brassicaceae.